AUGCCUCUGACUCAACCAUCAUACAGCAGACAUUUUCACAAGGGCCCGAUAAUCAAUACUAAUGACGUGCCAAGCUAUCUAAACCUCCUUCUCUCGGAAAACCGACGGCUGAAAGAGCAAUCGGCCCCCUCGGCCAACCCCGCCGAAACAGAGCCAAACCCCGAAACAGACACAUCUCGACCAGCAGAGGUGCCCGAUGAGAGCAACACGAGCGUGCAGAACCCACUCAUUGGCGACCGUGCCUGGUUUCACCGAUAUGAUCCCUCCGCGCCGCCUAUAUUCAUCGGCGAAGCAGCCUGCACAGCCUUUGCCACCCGGUUUCGGCGGUUUCUCACAGGCAACAACGCCCUGCCUCAUAUUCCCCGGACACAGUAUGUGACAGAAGAGAAUCUUGCAGCCGCUAAUACAACCAAUGUCCAAUGGCCCAGUCUGCAGCAAGCCCGGCUGCUGGUGAAUAUCGCAGUGCGACAGGUCGGGGUAAUUUACCACCUGUUCCUACGCAAAUCUACGCUGGAUAAGCUCGAAGAGAUAUACCGCACGGGCGACUUUGACUGCACCAUCAACAAAUGCAAGUUCUUCGCACUGUUCGCCUUUGGCGAGGCGUAUUCCAAGCGUGCGGAACCAGCAUCUGGCUCGCGGGUACCAGGCACGCCUUACUUCGCACGGGCUUUGAGCAUGGUGCAGAUGCUUCCGGAACGGACAAGCAUUACGCAUCUCGAAAGUCUCUUGUUGCUGGUGCGUAUCGCGUCUCCCGAUACCAUGCGGCUAGGUCUCUCGAUAGGGCUCAACCAUAACAUUCCGGAGUCGCAGCUCAUCGAUCCUGUGGAGCGGCAACACCGCGUCCGCAUCUGGUGGACGAUCUAUAUAUUCGACCGCAUGUGGGGGUCAAAGAUGGGACAGGCGUCGCAGAUUCUCGACGAUGACAUCCACCUGGACAUGCCGUCAAGCAUCGAUCCGCUACAGCUGCACGACGAGCAAUUCUCCGACACUGACCACAUGACGGCGAAUAUCAAGCUAGCCCGCAUUGUCGGAGAGACCAUCGCAAAGCUAUACAGCAGACGCAAGUACAACGAUACUUUUCUGCAGCGGGUACAGAAGCUCUUGAAGGCGCUGAAGAGCUGGGUCGAGACCCUGCCAGAACACCUCCGACUGAACGAGGACGAGCCCGAGAUGAACCACAAACACAUUUCCUCGUUGCACCUCGCCUUCAACCAGUGCGUGAUCCUCGCGACGCGGCCGACUCUCCUCCAUCUUCUCAUCAAACUCAACGAGACUUCCUCCCAACACACCAUCUCGCAGCCUGUCCUGACGCUGGGUGAAGCCUGCAUCCACGCCGCGCGACAUUCCCACAGUCUUAUCCUGACAAAAUGGAUCCACGGCUCCCUCCCGGUGUUCGGCUAUUUCCACGCGCACUAUCUCUUCUCGUCGGCGCUGGUGCUCGCCAUGUCGAGUUUUCUCCCUAUCGGCAGUGCCUCAGACCUCAGCGCGUUCGAAACCGGACUUGAAGUUCUCCGCGCCGUGAGCGAGAACGGCAACCUGGCCGCGGCAGAGUUCUACCACAAUCUGGAGCAAGUGAAGUACUGUCUCGACCGGUACAGGGGUGACAAGCCGCAAGACGGACGACGGGAGCGAAGUGCGACUACGACCGCUAUGGGGUCUAACGCAGCCGUAGCUGCCACAUGCCCACCUCCAAUGAUGGCGACUGCAUCGGCUACUGCAAGUGACACGGGUAGUUCGCAUGCCGCCUCAACGGGGCCCCUGGUGAACGGAUCGAUGAUGUCCGCGCCGGACGCAGAACCCUUGCAUCUGCAUCCUACGGGGUAUAGUCAAUCGGGUAUGCCGGCUGGAACAACAGGGCUAGGAUUCACGACAGCGAUGACGUUCCUGGAGCCGACGAUGCAGGAUUUCCUGGCGCAGUCAGAUUUCGAUCUGGGCUUGUUGCAUCCGGUGGACACAUUCGUGAAUGACGAGAGUUUAUAUACGUGUCAUGGACUUCAUCACGUGUUGGGCAUCUCUACACCGACAUCGCCUCGACCACACUCUAUCAGCGGUACAUUCUGGGAUACACUACUCAGCCAUAACUGUGUCGUUAUGAGCUCAACCCCGUGUUCAGCAUGCAGCUGGACUCCCGAACGCCAAAACCACUGCAGCUACAAAAGCCGCGUGAAGGUGUUCUACGAAGCAGGCGACCGAGGGGUGUGGUCUUUGGGGUCGAAGCUCGUCCUCAAAGACCGAGGCCCCAGUCUCGCGACCCCCGAAGUCCCCAAUAUCGAGUUUGUACGAGAACACACGUCCAUCCCAGUCCCUACGGUGGUCGAGUCAUGGGAAGAAGACGGACACGCUCUCAUCAUAACGAAGCGCAUCCCCGGCGAGCCUCUCAGCGAAGCAUGGCCGAAGCUCUCCCACGAUGAAAGGGACAGAAUCGCACGGCAGACAGCCGACUACCUCCUACAACUGCGCCCGCUCCAGUCCGACAAGAUGCAAGCGCUCGACGGCCGUCCGUUGUACUCCGCCUUUUUGUUCAAUGAUCAGCGCUACCACGGCCCGCUAGGAUCCGACGACGAACUCUGGGCCGACAUGGAGCGCGGGCUGAACGGUUCGCUGUCUGACUCUGUGCGCAAGCGUCUCCGCCAGCGCAUGCCCCCCGCUGCGCCGUACACCUUCAGCCACGGCGACCUCACCAACGUCAACAUCAUGGUGGAGAACGGCUCGCUCACGGGCAUCAUCGACUGGGAGGCGUCGGGCUACUUUCCCGUCUGGUGGGAGUACGCCUUGACAUCCGUGGGUCACGGCGACGACGACUGGCAGUGGAAGGCUCUGCUACGGAAGCACAUGCCGGACCACAGCGCUGCGCGCGAGUUCUACCUGGAUUACUACCACCUCUGUCGGGAUCUCGACAAUGAAAGGGCGCAGAAGUUCAUCAACAGCGGGGCUGGUGAUGGAGCAACCCCGUAA
Molecule: messenger RNA, 2955 nt
Organism: Aspergillus terreus NIH2624
Lineage: Eukaryota; Fungi; Ascomycota; Eurotiomycetes; Eurotiales; Aspergillaceae
Product: transcription factor domain-containing protein
Exons: 3
Coding region: 1-2955 (984 amino acids)
Biological process (GO): DNA-templated transcription; positive regulation of transcription by RNA polymerase II
Cellular component (GO): nucleus
Molecular function (GO): sequence-specific DNA binding; zinc ion binding
Source: RefSeq, a predicted model, not a curated record